AUGUCCAAAUACAAGGGAAGUGGCAGAAACCGCUGUGGUUUCCCAGCAGUUUCUACUCUGGUGAAACCUGAUCCUUUCAGUAUGGAUGAGACCUGUCUUAAUCCAAUUAAGGAAAACCUUGAUUCACAACUGGAUCCACCCUUAGAAAAGACUUUCAGAACUGGAAGAGCUCAGAAUAUAGGAGUGUCCUAUGGUGACAGCCGCCUGCUGCUUGCUGGCACCCGCUCCUGCCUCCCCACACCAAGUGGAGCCGCCUCCAAGGUGCCCAUGUUCGUGGUGCAGACCAACGUGCCACGCUCUGCGGUGCCCGACUCCCUGCUGAGCGAGCUCACCGCGCAGCUGGUCAAGGGCAGGGGCAAGCCCGCCCAGUACAUCGAGGUGUACAUCUCGGCGAACCAGCUGAUGGCCUUUGGGGGCUUCUCGGACCCGUGUGCCCUCUGCAGCCUGGACAGCAUAGGCAAAAUCGGCGGGUCCCCGAACAAGGCGUACAGCAGACAGCUGCACCUCAAAAUUCCCGGGGACAGGAUCUAUAUCAAUUAUUACGACAUGAACGGCUCCACCUUUGCCUGA
Messenger RNA from Dromiciops gliroides (monito del monte), 570 nucleotides. Its product is annotated as macrophage migration inhibitory factor-like. The record is from RefSeq and is a predicted model, not a curated record. Gene Ontology annotation, molecular function: phenylpyruvate tautomerase activity; cytokine activity. NCBI's taxonomy places the organism in Eukaryota, Metazoa, Chordata, Mammalia, Microbiotheria, Microbiotheriidae.